CUCAACUCUUUCACCCCCAUCUGCAAUUAUCCCUUCUCUAUUCUCUCAUCCCAAUAUCUCUACCUAUUCUCUACAUCUCAAGACACACUUUCAGCCCAAAGCCAUCCUCUUCACUGCACAAUGGCCAAGAAAAGCUUCAUUGAGCUUCGAGAAGCCGCUCUGGCCCAUCGCCCAGCCUCCCAGACCAGCCCGCUCCCCGACCAUGUCUAUCCCACGCGAGCAACCACGGUAUCACCUCCUUCCACCGCCUCCUUCGAUCCGAGUGCAUACUCCCAGCCGUAUUGUGAUUUCAUGACCGCGAACCCGACCAUCUUCCACGCCGUCGAUGCCUUCACCGCCCAGCUCGAAAGCAAAGGGUACAAGCGCCUGCACGAGCGCGAAUCCUGGACGAACAAGCUCGUGCGGGGGGGGAAAUACUACUGCACGCGGAACUCCAGCGCCUUCAUCGCCUUCUCCGUCGGCAAGGAGUACAAGAGCGGCAAUGGCGUGGCGAUCGUGGCCGGACACAUCGACGCCCUCACCGCCAAAUUGAAGCCGGUGUCGAAGCUGCCCACGAAGGCCGGGUUCGUGCAGCUCGGCGUGGCGCCGUACGCAGGGGCCCCGAAUGAGACCUGGUGGGAUCGGGACCUCUCGAUCGGCGGGCGCGUGCUCGUGCGCGACCCCAGCAGCGGAAAGAUCGAGUCCAAGCUGGUAAAGCUCGACUGGCCCAUUGCGCGCGUCCCUACCCUGGCGCCGCACUUCGGCGCCCCCAGCCAGGGCCCCUUCAACAAGGAGACCCAGAUGGUGCCCAUCAUCGGCGUCGACAACUCGGACCUCUUCUCCACGUCCGCCGACACUCCGUCCGCCUUCCAACCCGGCAGCUUCGCCGCGACGCAGCCCGAGAAACUCGUCCGGGUCAUCUCGCGCGAGCUCCAGAUCCAGGACCCCCACACGAUCGUCUCGUGGGAGCUGGAACUCUACGACAGCCAGCCGGCCCAACUGGGCGGCCUGGAGAAGGACCUGAUCUUUGCGGGCCGCAUCGACGACAAGCUCUGCUGCUACGCGGCGCAGGAGGCGCUCCUGGCCUCGCCGGACUCCACCUCGCCGGCCUCGAUCAAGAUGGUCGGCAUGUUCGACGACGAGGAGAUCGGCAGCCUGCUGCGCCAGGGCGCGCGCUCCAACUUCAUGUCCAGCAUCAUCGAGCGCAUCGCCGAGGCCUUCGCCGACCCCGCCGCCUACGGGCCCAACCUCCUCUCGCAGACCGUCGCCAACAGCUUCCUCGUCUCCUCGGACGUCAUCCACGCCGUCAACCCCAACUUCCUGAACGUCUACCUCGAGAACCACGCCCCGCGCCUCAACGUCGGCGUCGCCGUCUCCGCCGACUCCAACGGCCACAUGACCACCGACAGCGUCAGCCACGGCUUCAUGAAGCGCGUCGCCGACAAGUGCGGCGCCACCCUCCAGGUCUUCCAGAUCCGCAACGACUCCCGCAGCGGCGGCACCAUCGGCCCCAUGACCAGCGCCCGCAUCGGCAUGCGCGCCAUCGACAUGGGCAUCCCCCAGCUCAGCAUGCACAGCAUCCGCGCCACCACAGGCAGUCUGGAUCCCGGUCUGGGCGUCAAGCUGUUCAAGGGCUUCUUUGAUCACUUCGAGGAGGUGGACGCGGAGUUUGCGGCCUUCUAGAUCGGAUGGACCCGACGUCCAAAGAAAUAUUCGGCUCGGGAUGUAUGAGGUUGGUCCGGUAGGGGGUAGAACCUGGUACGCUUUUGUC
Molecule: messenger RNA, 1750 nt
Organism: Aspergillus japonicus CBS 114.51
Lineage: Eukaryota; Fungi; Ascomycota; Eurotiomycetes; Eurotiales; Aspergillaceae
Product: M18 family aminopeptidase
Exons: 1
Coding region: 121-1662 (513 amino acids)
Biological process (GO): proteolysis
Cellular component (GO): fungal-type vacuole
Molecular function (GO): metalloaminopeptidase activity; zinc ion binding
Source: RefSeq, a predicted model, not a curated record